Cladophialophora psammophila CBS 110553 is the source of this 645-nucleotide messenger RNA. RefSeq lists its product as uncharacterized. The transcript has 2 exons. Lineage: Eukaryota; Fungi; Ascomycota; Eurotiomycetes; Chaetothyriales; Herpotrichiellaceae. The record is from RefSeq and is a predicted model, not a curated record. The coding region runs from base 1 to 645 and encodes 214 amino acids.
AUGCCUCGCUUUGCAGAAGGUACAGGGAUUCCGAUAUGCGGCAAUGUUUUUCUACCGCCGAAGGGCGCGUCGUCGGUAGAGACACAAGUUCCAGAUCGAAUUCGCAUUAAGAAUCGGCGAAAACGAUACCUAGAUACGCACCCAGAGUACUUUGGACCUCAGCUUGAGCUGGCAGAUCCACUACUCUACGACCGAUUGAUACGCCGCUUCCAAACACCGGCUGAACGGGAAGCGGAAGGUCGCCAGAAAGGGUACUCCGGCAUACUUGAAGCGGACCUGUAUCGGAGCGAAGCAAAACUUGAGGCGCUGCACCGCCCAGACCCUCAUGCCAUGUUUACUUACAGACGCGGGCCGAAUGGAGAAAUACUGGCUGAAGAUCGAGAUGAAGUGCCUGCGAACAAGGAGGAAGGUCUCGCGCGGUGGAAGUGGGAGAUGGAAGUGCGCUUCUUGAGGGGCGGAGACGACGAUUUCGACUAUGAUUCGGUUGACUACAAUCCGGAGUACGAUGACCGAGUCCUUGAGGAGAGGGAUGCGGAAGAUAGGUACUUUGACGAGCAGGAGCCCGAGUUUGUCAAGGGCGAGGAGGGACUCCGAAGAAGUCCAAGUCGUGAAUUAGAGGGGGAGACCGGGAUUCAAGAUUUCUGA